CCUGAUAUAUCUGUCCCCACGGUACCUACCAGGAGUCAAAAGACAGACUGGACUUCGCCCGUGUUUUCUGCUGGCCUCACGACAGCCUGCGGACGUCGAUGCAAACCAAACCCACAAGCCAGAGAGUUGCAGGAACCUUCCCUCUACACCAUCAAGGCUGUUUUCAUCCUAGAUAAUGACGGACACCGCCUGCUGGCCAAGUAUUAUGAUGACACAUUCCCCUCCAUGAAGGAGCAGAUGGCCUUCGAGAAAAAUGUCUUCAACAAGACCAGCCGGACUGACAGUGAGAUUGCGUUUUUGGGGGGCAUGACCAUCGUCUACAAGAGCAGCAUUGACCUCUUCCUGUAUGUGGUGGGCUCAUCCUCCGAGAAUGAGCUGAUGCUCAUGUCUGUGCUCACUUGCCUGUUUGAGUCCCUGAACCAUGUGUUAAGGAAGAACGUGGAGAAGCGCUGGUUGCUGGAGAACAUGGACGGAGCCUUCCUGGUGCUGGAUGAGAUCGUGGAUGGCGGUGUGAUUCUGGAGAGUGACCCCCAGCAAGUGAUCCAGAAAGUGAAUUUUAGGGCAGAUGACAGCGGCUUGACUGAACACAGCGUGGCCCAGGUUCUUCAGUCUGCCAAGGAACAAAUUAAAUGGUCGUUACUGAAAUGAAGGCUGUGCAUUCAAGGCUCCCUACCCCUAGAUCAUUCCCCCCCAAAUCCUGGCAAAAGCACAAAGACCCCAGGGGACACUGGAGACCCCUCUAUAUCCCCGGGCCCUCCCAGAAUUGACUCCCAGAGGUCUCUGGCCAAGGACUCUGAGAUGCAAAGAUUUGGCUUCAGCACUGAGUCACCCCUUCUCACUGCCCUGGCCUGCCCUUUCUGCCGUGAGAACCAGCUGAGCUGCCUUUACUCAGACCUUAGGCAUCUGUGGCCCCAGAGCACAAAUAAACCUGCUUUUAUCUCCUGCCA
Messenger RNA from Vicugna pacos (alpaca), 947 nucleotides. The record is from RefSeq and is a predicted model, not a curated record. Lineage: Eukaryota; Metazoa; Chordata; Mammalia; Artiodactyla; Camelidae.